AUGCGAAUACCUUCAACCACCUCACUCAACCGAUCCGCCUUCACUUCAGAUGACUCACCGCAACCAAGUCCACAACCGAGUACCCUUGGACAACCUCAGGGCGCUUCGAGUGUAUUGCCGGCCUACACAAGCUCCCGCACGGAGUACUUUGGCCACCAAUCAGAGCUUGCAUCAGAUCACAGGAAUGCCGUGGCGAAGAAGAAGCCGCCGCCGCCGCCCCCAGCGAAGCGCUCAAAGGCGCCCGAGGAGUAUGUUGUGGCCCAGUACGACUUUUUAGGGGGCGAUGGAGACUUGAGCUUCCGCGAAGGAGACAGAAUCAAGAUUGUAAAGAGGACAGAGACAGACCAGGACUGGUGGAUAGGCGAGUUGGGUGGCGUAAAGGGUAGUUUCCCUGCCAACUAUUGCAAGACCGCUUGA
Colletotrichum spaethianum is the source of this 417-nucleotide messenger RNA. Its product is annotated as protein hob1. NCBI's taxonomy places the organism in Eukaryota, Fungi, Ascomycota, Sordariomycetes, Glomerellales, Glomerellaceae. Gene Ontology annotation, biological process: plasma membrane tubulation; endocytosis; actin cortical patch localization. Gene Ontology annotation, cellular component: mating projection tip; Rvs161p-Rvs167p complex; actin cortical patch. The record is from RefSeq and is a predicted model, not a curated record. The transcript is spliced from 2 exons. Gene Ontology annotation, molecular function: lipid binding; protein binding. The coding region runs from base 1 to 417 and encodes 138 amino acids.